Molecule: messenger RNA, 381 nt
Organism: Condylostylus longicornis
Lineage: Eukaryota; Metazoa; Arthropoda; Insecta; Diptera; Dolichopodidae
Exons: 1
Coding region: 1-381 (126 amino acids)
Source: RefSeq, a predicted model, not a curated record
AUGGCAUCUAAAUUUAAAUAUCUUGAAUCAGUUAUAACAGCAGGUGGAAAAAUAGAUCAGGAUGUCAAACAUAGAGUUAAUGGCGGUUGGAUGAAAUGGCGAACACUUACGAGAGUCUUGUGUCAGAAAAGAAUGCCACCUAAACUAAAAGGAAAACUGUAUAAAACUGUUGUCAGGCCGGCAUUAAUGUAUUGCACUAAAUGUUGGGCAGCUCAGAAGCAACACAUCCAAAAAUUACAUGUAGCAGAAAUGCGCUGGUAUGGACCCAUAAGUAGACAGAAUGAUGACCAGAUUGUAAGAAAAGCAAUGAAUAUCAAAAACCAACCAGGAAAAGAGGAAGACCUCCAACAACAUGGAAGAAAACUAUUGAGAAUGAUAUGA